Molecule: messenger RNA, 330 nt
Organism: Sclerotinia borealis F-4128
Lineage: Eukaryota; Fungi; Ascomycota; Leotiomycetes; Helotiales; Sclerotiniaceae
Source: the annotation of a GenBank genome assembly
AUGCCCGUCCACUCCUUACUCGCCAUUUUAUUCUUCGCAUCUUCAAAUGCUGAUCCCGCUAAUGCUAUUGCGGUUUUAUUGAAGGCGCCGGCGUACAUUAGAACGCUGUCGAUAGCCUCAUUUGAGAGGGCUGUGUUUACUGCUGAAGUCGAAGAAGCAGUGGUCGGCCCAGUGACAGGAGGAGGCGAAGAGGAUGAGGAUAAGAAUGGAACAGUAGACGCAAGGGCGGUUGAGGAAAUAGGUGCAGAUGAAGAAGAGGAAAAUAAAGACUGGGGAGGCGUUGGUGGGGAUGAAGAGGAGGGGGAGCCAACUAUGAAGAGGGAGAGUUAG